Messenger RNA from Glossina fuscipes, 4120 nucleotides. Its product is annotated as protein similar-like. NCBI's taxonomy places the organism in Eukaryota, Metazoa, Arthropoda, Insecta, Diptera, Glossinidae. The transcript is spliced from 5 exons. The record is from RefSeq and is a predicted model, not a curated record. The annotation marks the transcript as partial.
AAAGAAUUUAAUAAACUUCAAGUUGAAAAGUUGAGAAAUAAUGAAAAUAAUAAUAAUAACAAUGAAAAUAAUUUGAAACUAAUAACAAACAAUCAAACGAUAAUUGAAAUUGAUCGAAACAAGUGUGACGUCGUAGCGGAAGGCGUGAAUAUAAAAAUAACACAGGAAAUUGAAACCAAGAAACCGUUCAAAGUUUCAGAGAUACCUAGUGUUGAGAUACAGCCAUCAACAGUAAAUAAAAAUGAUACAAUAUCGGCGACUAUUUCUUCCAAUUCUGUUAACAAUAAAAUCAUAAAUCCCGAACAACAAAUAAAAAUACAAAUAAAUUCUCAUAUACCCACUACGACGGUAACUCAGAGUAUAUUUGAAAAUAAAGCAACGUCGCCCGUCACUGCUAAACUAACCGCCACUACCACUUCCACUGCUACUGCUUCUACUACUGCUCCUGCUGCUGCUGCUGCUGCUGCUGCUGCCGCUGCCGCCGCCGCUUUAUUGCUGCAAAAUAAUUGUUAUCCUUUAGCGGCCGUAAAAACACAAUACGUCGAAGAGAAACGUCCCAAAACUGUAACAUCGUCAAUAAUACGUGCCGCACCGAUUAUCAAUAACAUACCGACAACCACAUCGACGUCAUCGGUUUUGCAAUUGCAAUCGCCGAAUGGGGUGCCACGAGCUCAGUCCGUGACAGCUUCAGUUUUUACACCGUUGUCGCAAUUGAAAUCUUUACAAACGGAUAAAAUCAUCGCUGCCAUUUCAGGACAACAGCAACAGCCAACCCAACAGUCAUUACAGAAAUCAUUGAAUCAAGAUAUGAAUAAAGGAUAUUUAACAUUCGCUGAGGAUGCCACCGAAUUAACAAUGCUUAAAGAAGAACCCGAUGAUUUCACCGGCCAGUUAGUGGCUCCGAAUGCGGUGGAUGCGUGCAUACCGUUAGACGAGUCGGCACCUUUGUUUGGUGAGAUGUUAGUGGGUCUAAUGGGCUCCUAUGGUAGUCUCUUGCCAGACGAUAUUAAUUCGUUGGACUCAUCUGUAGUCAACGAGCAGCAAGCAAAUAAAUCAAACAAUAAUAACUCAGCGUUAUAUCAACAAGCAGCGGUGGCCGCACCUUCUGGAAGCAUUAUCAAUCCGGCAAACGUAAAUAACUCUAGUGUCGUUAAUAACAGUAGUGGUAAUAGUAGCAACAACAGCAAUACUACAAAUAUCGAUCCAUUUAUCAGUUAUCGUGACGAGUCAAAUGAUACCAAUUGCUCGCAGCAUUUAUUAUCACCAGCGGGUGUUACCACAACGAGUCCCGAAGGCAGCAGCAGUUUACCGUCUUUGUGCAGCCCAAACUCAUUAAGUCAAGAGGAUGAUUUUCCAUAUUAUACGAUGAAUGUUGAUGACAUGGAUGAUUUGACAAUGCGCGCUCCGUAUAUACCGAUGAACGAACAGGACGAUUUACCGCUGUUAACUAGCGACGAAUUUAUGUGGUACGGAAAUAAUACUUUCACCAGCGAAGAUUUAAAUAUGCACACUAAAGAGACAGAGACAAUGCAAAAGCAAUUGCAAUUGCAACAAACAUUAAACUAUCAAGAGCAACAACAGCAGCAGCAGCGUGAGCAAUUCAAUCAACAAUUUUCAAAUUCGUUAUGCUCUUCACCGGCAUCUACAGUGUCUUCAAUGUCUCCCUCGCCGUUGCAACAACAGCAACAGCAGCAAAACUCUUUACAAAUAUCGCAACAGCAACAGCAACAACGACCACAAACGGUCUUUACAACAGAUUCUAGUGAAUUGGCGGCUUUACUAUGCGGCACAGGCGAUGGCACUCUAUCAAUAUUGAAUGAUCAUUGUUUAACUACCACGAGUUUGGCAAAUCGUGGAGUUAAUAGUGCCAGCGUUAAUGGCAAUGAUGGUGGCGGUAAUGGUGAUGACGGCAGUAGUGGUGUCGUUGCUGGUGGCGGUGAUGGUGGUAGUAGUAGCAGUAAUGACGGCGGUACAAAUAUGAAUUGCUCUGUUGGUAGCAGUGGUAAUAAUAUUGACGGUCGCACUUUUAAUGGCGUACGAGAACAACAACAAUUACAACAACAAUGUUUGCAACAAUUGCAAGAGCAGUUGCAACAAACACAACAUGAACAACAGCUACAGCAGCAACAACUAAUAAGCAAUUUAAAUAUAAAUUCGAAAAAGGAGAAAUUCAAUACAACACUAACAACGGCACCGAUUCUUUACGAUACCAUUGAGGAUACAUUCGAAAAUAUUUAUGAAAAGAAUUCAGCAAAUCUCGAUUGUUGGAAUGAAUUUUUACAAAUCAGUCCGAUAGAAAAUGCACCAACGACAACCUCAACUGCAACAGGAACAGCAACAACAGCUUUGACGCAUCAACAGCAGUUACCGCAAAGGGAUAAUUUAAAGCAGGAAGACUGUAAACAGCAAUUGCACUUACACUUGAUACAAUCGCAACAACAACAACCGCAUCAACAGCAACAACAGCAGCAGCAACAACAACAACAAACGCCACAAAAUAUCAUAAUAAACGCUGUGCCAUUGAUAACAAUACAAAGUAAUAAUAAACAAUUAUUAAUACCGACAGUGCAACAUCAGCAGCAGCAGCAACAACAACAAUCGAGCAAUGUAAAACUAUUAAAUUCUCAAGGAGCUAAAGUGACGACAGUAAAAUUACCACCGCUAACGAAUGCGACGACCAUAAGAAUUGCAGAACAUAAUAAUAAACAGCAAUCGAAGCAACAACAGCAGCAACAAAAUUUGGAAAGUCUCCAAAAUUAUCAAAAUAUACUGCAUCAACAAUCGCACUCAAACAAUAAAAGGCAUUUGACAAAUCCCACGACAAACUCGCAAAUCGAAUCAAAGAGAUUGAAAAAUAAUGCAGGAGCAACUAUUGAGUCAAUACAAAAUAAUAAUGAAUCAAGUAUACUAGAAAAGGCAACAGGAACAACAACAUCAGCAACGACAGCAACGCCAACAAAGACAUCGACCAAUACAACCCAAUUGCUGCAACAAUUGAUACAAACGACUAAUAAACCGCAGAAACAGCAAACAGAUUACAAAAGCAGAAGCAAUUACGAUACGAUUAAGGAUAACCGAUAUGGCGCUGCUGAUGACGGUGGCGGCGGUGGGAGCAGUGGCGGUCGUAAUAUGAUUAGAUGGUCAAUCAAUGGCAAUAAUAAGCUCACAAAUCGGCUUAACACUAUCGGAGAACAGCAAAAACAACAGCAGCAGCAGCAGCAGCGUCAACAUCAACAUCCACAUCAAAAAGCGAUUCAAAAGGAACAACAAUCGAAUUCAGUUUUAAAAAAUCUUUUAAUCAGCGGAUGCGAUCAAAUGAAGAUGCUUAAAAUAGAUCCUAUGAUUGAUGAUGUGGGCGGUUUAAAAGGUAAUAUAUCACUGAAUUCACCAGAUUCAUGCCUGGUGCGUUCCGUCAGUAAUAGUCCGACACAAUUCUCCCCAAAACCAAUUUCGAUGUUGCGCAACUAUCAUCAAAAUCCUAUGAUAGGCGGACCGUGUAUGCUAGCCUCGCCGACAUUAACGAUUAAUAAUAACAAUUGUCAAGUGAUGCCAUCAGAAUUACCGAUUAUUACUGGCAGCGUCAAUGAUGUCACUCGUGGUAGCGGCAUGGAUGACAUCAACAUGAAUGACGACAAUCUUUGUCCAUUAAAGGAUUCGUUUGAUUUAAAAGGAAUCCCAGACUCCUUUUCCGAUAACAAUAUAAUGCUCAAUCCCGUAAAAGAGUACGAAAAAUCUCUCGUAACUGAUAAAAAUGAAUUAACCCCGUUCACAAUGCUUAAUGGCCAACCACCGCCUCUUGAAAAUACAAUGCAAUUUAAAGACGAUGCUAUCAUUAACGGUGACAAUAUACGAAGUAUUGUCGCUAACGACGAUAAUCUUGAUAAAAGCAAACAUUCGAGAUCAUUAAUCGAUAAUAAUAACCCAUUAAUGAGUCCAUUCCUAAUGGAUCUGUGUAGCGAUGAUUAUCACAUGAAUACCGAUGAAUAUUUAAAGGAAAGCGAUAUUGAAAUUGUGCUCAACGAAUGGCCAACUGAAUUGGUUUAAUCAGCAAUAAAGAUAUUACAUAAGUGUAUACAUAAAUGCACAUCAAAUAUAUAUUAUUCUUAAAUGCUAUGAAUUU